Messenger RNA from Trypanosoma cruzi, 1515 nucleotides. RefSeq lists its product as uncharacterized. The record is from RefSeq and is a predicted model, not a curated record. The transcript has a single exon. Bases 1 to 1515 code for a protein of 504 amino acids. NCBI's taxonomy places the organism in Eukaryota, Euglenozoa, Kinetoplastea, Trypanosomatida, Trypanosomatidae.
AUGGCCGACUUGUCUACCGCUACUACUGUUGUUAAUACUAUCAAUGUUGCCUUUAUUGUUUUUGAUGAUUAUGUUGUUACUGGAGGUUUGUAUAAGCGAUUCAAGCUUAAGGCAUCAACAAUGCAACUGAAUCUUCCACCACCGCCCUUAAUAAACAUCACGUUUAGCGGGCAGCCAGCCAUAUCAACGGGCGUAGUGAACUUAAGAGUGCUGCUGGGAAGUAUGGAUUACGUGCUUGUGAAACAUAUCCAGGGAGAAGAGAAUCAUGCGGAUAUUUCGGAUAACACCGAUGCGGAUGGAGUCAUUUCCUCUGGGAGGCGGCAGCGGCAGCUGCAGGUGUGCGAACACGCUGGACAACCGUUAGGGUGCUUUCUCGUGGAGGCUGGUGGAAGCUACGAGGUGGUGCGACAUGACGACUUACAAUGGGGCUUAUCGAGUGGUAGCUUGCAAAACGGCGGGCCGGCGGUGGGGAAAAGGAAAAAAUCACCAGAGGAGCAGAGGGGUGGCAAAGAGGAAUUGGCGGAUCCACACAGGAAACGCAAGCGGGAAAGGAAACAGCAGGGGCUAGAAGAAAAGGCGGGGGAAGUUGGAAAAGAAAAGAAAAGAAGCAGGAUUUCGCGGCACCGCGAGGAAAAGAAAUCGGCGAUGAUGGCCGUUGUUUCAGCAGCAGUGGAAAAGAGUAACGUUAAUGAAAAGGAUGACAAUGAUGGUAACGAUGCUCCGCUUAGGGAAGAAAAGGAGGCAAAUGGACAAGAAAUGUAUGCGGUACAGGAGGGCAAUGAAGUAGAAAACACUGCAGGCGAGGACGCCACGACACCGCUGCAACGCGUGCACCUGGAGACGCCUCCCUCUCAUUCCACGCCGGUGCCGUUGGAAGAAAAGUUGAAGGCGCGGGAGGGACUGGUUGGGAAAAAGGCGGUGUCGCCUCUACUCGUGGAAUCAAGAUCGCCCGUCCUGAAGGAAAAACGGCAUCGGCAUUUACGAGAAAGUCUGAGCAGCAGCUCCGCCUGCGGGCCUGACGAAAUGAAGUCACAGAAUCAACCGCUGGAACAGCAAGAUGGGGAAAAAAAAGAAGAAAAUCAACGGAAACGGAAUCAUUCCAAGAGUGCGACGCAUCGUGGGAGCGGCGUCACUGGAACGGUACUAGAGGGUGUGAAUGGCGCUGCAACAUCCCCUCGCAGCCGUGCAUCAACGGCUGACAAAAGGAAAGAGACGCACCCGCCGCGUGUGGGGACCACAACAACCACGACUGAUCCCUUUGGAAACGCCGAUGAGAACGUUGGGAGAAAUCCUCCGCGAAAAAGACUAGAAAGGGGGACGAGCGCCACGGUUGAGGCAGAAAAAGAUGUGGGGAAUGUGCACACGGAUGCUCAUGGGUCCUCUCACGUGUCGCCUAACGGCUGGGCGCCAAAUGAAAGCCCUGCUUUAGGAUUUACUUCCGUCAACAACACCCUGUCGCAGGAUUUUAGUCUGGACUCGUCAUCCAUCACCUCCUCCGCGGACUACGUGUACUAG